AUGCAAACUGCCUUUUCGGGACCUCAGCCGGAUGCUCGCCACCUGACAUACCAAGAUGAUGCUACCAACACCCGUUUGAAGUCACGCUUUGAGAGCAAAGAUGAGACGACAGACGGUAGCUUCUGGUCGAUACGUGGUGCCAGCACGAACGUUUCAAUAUCGGGAGGGAACCAGGAUACCACCUCCCCUGAGUUCUCGUUGCGCGGGAGUGUAUCUCGAUACUUUCUGGCCGAGAUUAACACCAAAUGGACCGAUGGACUUCUCAUCGUCUGUUGCUUUGUCAGUGGUCUGGUAGACGGACUGUCGUUCGACGCCUGGGGGAGCUUUUCUAGCAUGCAGUCCGGAAAUUCCGUCUUCAUAGCCCUAGGCGUUGCAGGCCAACCCGCAUACCCAGCCUACCUCUGGGCCAAGUCCCUCAUCGCCCUUGUCACCUACCUAGUCGGAAACGUCACCUUCAUCCAAGUCUCCCGCGCCCUCAACCCUCUCCGUCGCUCCACCCUCAUCCUAUCCUUCAGCGUUCAAACCGCCGCCCUCCUAGCCGCGGCUCUCCUCAUCCAACUCGACGCAGUAGACAGCAGGCCCGAAGACCCCCGCGCUCCGAUCCAGUGGAUGCAAGUCCUCCCCAUCGCUCUCCUCGCCUUCCAAGCUGCGGGCCAAAUCGUUGCCUCGCGCGUGCUGUCCUACGACGAGAUACCCACCGUCGUCUUGACCACUUUGCUUUGUGACUUGCUCGUUGACAAGCAUCUUUGCCAGAGGCCUUGGAAGGCAAAUCCUAAGCGCAAUCGCCGUCUUUCGGCGUUCCUGUCCCUCUUCCUUGGUGCUAUGACAGCUGGUGGAUUGUGUAAGCUGGAUCAUAUGCCGGCUGGUUUGUGGUUAGCCAUGGGAUUGAAGUUGAUGAUUACGGUGAGCUUUAUGGUGUGGAAAGACAAUCAGAAGGCGGUCGAUACAGUGUCCAUUGCAUAA
Messenger RNA from Aspergillus chevalieri, 963 nucleotides. RefSeq names its product YoaK family protein. The coding region runs from base 1 to 963 and encodes 320 amino acids. The record is from RefSeq and is a predicted model, not a curated record. Lineage: Eukaryota; Fungi; Ascomycota; Eurotiomycetes; Eurotiales; Aspergillaceae. The transcript is spliced from 2 exons.